AUGAACAAAUCACAAAUCAUAGCUCUUUCAAUAAAUAUUCUCAAAUCAAUACCCGAAACUCUUGCUAGAAAUGUCCAAAUUCCAAAAGUCGAUCCAUGUUUGUUAUGUGAAGAAGAGUUACUUUCAAAUUCGUCUAAUCCGAUCAAAGAAUUUACUCUAGCUUUGUGUGGCCACAUCUUUUACCAGAAGUGUCUCGAGAAGCAUCUUGUGAAUGGUGAAGUGAUAUGUCUGAAUAAGGAGUGUAAUAAAGAUAUCGAAACCUUUCUCUCUCCGAGGCUAGAAAAAAAUAAGGAUAAGGAGAUAAAAUUACAAGAGUCUAUAAGGUCGUCUGUGGAUGAAACGAAUGCCACUACUACAGAAUUGACCAAUAGCAUUGCUACUACUGUCAUUACGGCUAAACAAGUAGACUCAGACCAAACUCCCGUGAAUGAUGUUGAUAAUCCGUUAGAACAAGGGAGUCAGCUGACGAAUUCUACCAAAACUUCUCUUGAUCAGACUCGUGAGACAGACUUGGGUAAGGGAGAAGAAGAGGUGCCAGAGGUGGUUGUAGAAGAAACAGUACUGGAUCAAGAAAUAGACGUGGAUAAUACUGGUGACGUGGUUGAGGAUGAGAGCGAAAAUGAGAACGAGGUUGAAGUUCAAGUUAAUCUAGAUACCGCUAAUAAAAAGUGGGCAAAUACAUCUACGGCUAAUCCAUCCGCUAAGAAAGCGAAGACUAAAGUUGAGGACUCUCGUACAUUAAAAAACCUUAUACAAGAGCUGACUUUCAAUACUCUUAAAGUUUCAGAGGUCAGAGAAAAAGAAGGUCUCUUUAGGCUUCAGCAGGAAGUAGGCAAUUCCCGCAUUUUUUUAACUUUAUACAGCAGAAUUACCAACGCUUAA
This is a messenger RNA of Funneliformis mosseae, 882 nucleotides long. Lineage: Eukaryota; Fungi; Glomeromycota; Glomeromycetes; Glomerales; Glomeraceae. The record is from the annotation of a GenBank genome assembly.